CUUCAACUGUACACACACGCUUGGAUUCAAGCCAUGUAUACACUAUGUUUAUUACCUUACAACAGUUCCAUUUAUUCAACACAUUUUCUAGGAAUCCCAAAGGAUGGUGGGUGGAAACCUUUUAUGAAAGUCGAUGACAAACUCCUCUAGAGAAAGCUGCAACAAUCACAGACAGUUACCAAACACAAAAGGCACACGCUUCUCUUAAUGGACUUUACAAAGACCUAACUAAGUGUUGAAUAAAGCAAAAUAAAUUGCCUCUUGUCUUCUCCAAGUACUCAAUAUGCUUGGUGGAUAACAUCAGGAAGGGUGUUACUGUGAAAGAUGUGGGUGGGUGGGUGCGUGUGUGUGAAACAAGGGGACAAACACAAUGUUCUGCUGUCUUGUCUAUUGCUAUCUGCCUAGUUCAUUACACUGACUCAUCCACCACAGGUCCUCAUCAUCAGUCCUCCCUGACAGGCUACAGCUCUCUGUCAGUCUGGUCCUCACCAUCAGUCCUCCCUGGCAGGCUACAGCUCUCUGUCAGUCUGCCACCAUUUUCAGAUAGGUCCAGAACAACAACAACAACAGCAUUACCAUCACCCCUACAAGCAGCGGUUUGCGAGCACAACCUAACAUAGAUUGCCUCCCUAAUGGCGCCCUAUUCCCUACAUCUAGCCAUACUAUUUCACAUAGCAAGACUACUUUGAAAGAGAUAAGACAAUUCUAUAGGAGAUGUUUUCGCCUCUUACAGUCUGACACCGUGGUGUUCUAUAUGGGAGCUGGGAGGCGCCUGCCUGCCUCGCACUUCAAGCAUAAACAGUGCAAUGCAUUCUGACGUUUCUCUCGCUCACACAGCUGUUGAGGUUGAGGAGCGAAGCUUGCGCAGCUCUGCACGUAAUUACUGACAAUUCAAAGGCGCACUCCGAGAACACCAUGUAUCCCGAUUUGGAACGACUUGGAGAGGUGGUGUCCAUGCCUUUCAUGUUCUGUCCGAGAAAACACUUUGCGUAAUUUACCCAGGAAUGCACCUUGAAGAAGGCAGCCAUUCUGGAGUGGAAAGCUUUAUUUGAAACAGUGGGUAUUUUCCAGUCAGUUACGAGCAGCCAACGAAACUGCUUCAACAAUCUGUUUUCAGUAAGGAUCCCUUCUGAACAGAAAAUCUAAUCAACCAUAAAAGGCUGGAGAUAUCAAAGUUGAAAUGUUACUGUAGGAAAGAAAGUGGAGAACUUGUGGCUGUGCGCAUUCUGGUUUCUCCCAACGAAUGUUAUAUAUGGUUACGCGCACGUUGUGCUUUGUGAGAAGAAGACUUCAACCAACUGAAGAUGGUCCGCCUUAUUCUUUGUGCUUUAAUAUUAGCUUUGGUUGACUUGAAUUAAAAAAUAACUGUAGGUCUAUAGAACAUCCGUGGAAGUGACCGUUUAUUCCCCACCGUUCAAAUGCUGGAAUGGCUUGUGGUUUUGUGUAUUGUGAUUCUGGUGGCCGUUAUUUGGCCAGCUUCGAAAUAUUUUGCUACCCAGGGCGAGCCAGACGCACUCCUCCGGGAGCUCGGAAUUUCACGGCGGCAAACAAAGGAGAGGGACGUCUCAGACCGGGGGGUCCCGGUGGACGGUGCUAAUGCCCAGACACCGGACGUGGAAGGUGAUAAUAAAGUCCCCGCCGUUGCGCUGAUAUGCAAACCCUCGGCCCUGGCCAACUAUCUCCUCAAACACUGCAGGACUUUCAGCAAUUUCACGGCGUGCACGGGAUGGACAUGGCGGGCGAGUGCGUUUCUUCAGACCGUCUACGGCGCGUGCUGGCCGUACAAGAGCCGGGUGCAUUUCGUGCGGGACUACUUGCAGUUGAGCGACGAUGGUCUCGUGGCACUGGACUGGGCAGUGUCGGUGGCCGGUGCGUCGUAUCAGAAACGGAGGAGAACCUCGAGUAAUUCCACGAGCCCCAUCCUCCUCAUCAUACCCAACUCUUUCGGGAAAAUCACUAGAAAUGUGCUGAAGCUCUGUGAGGUGGCGUUGUCCCAUGGCUACCUCCCCGUGGUGUUUAACCGGCGCAGCCACAACGCCACACCCCUCAGCACCGUCAGGUUGCAGCAGUUUGGCGACCCAGGGGACCUACGCGAGGCCGUGCGUUACGUCCGCUACCGGCAACCCGUGAGCCAGCUGUAUGCGGUGAGCGAGAGCACGGGGUCCGGUCUCCUCCUCGCGUACCUGGGAGAGUGUGGUUCAUCCAGCUACGUAACGGCCGCCGCCUGCCUCUCGCCAGUGUUCCGCUGCCAGAGCUGGUUCGAGAACGGACCCAUCUGGCCUCUCCACUGGGCUCUGGUGACUUACCAGAGGAUAUGCCUCAGCAGGUACAGGACAGUGCUGGGUGAAACAGUGCACACCGACACCCUUUUCUCCAGCUGUUCCCUGCGUGGCCUGGAGGAGGUGCUGUUCUGCCAGCCGCCUGGCCCUAAAGGAGCCCCGGCCCUAGCAGCGGGCACCAGCAGCAGCAGUGGGGGAGCCUGGGAGGCUUACUGGGAACGCAAUGAACCCCUCCGGGACGUAGACGAAGUCGCCAUCCCUGUUCUGAGUGUCUGUGCACAGGAUGACCCUAUCAGAGGAGACCCCCAGUCCACCCUACCCCUGGAACUCUUCGAGAGCAACCCCCACUUCUUCCUGCUGCUGACCACCAAGGGGGGACACUGUGGCUUUAACACCCAGGAAGGGAGUGCUUUCUCUGGGGGAGUGACCGGUGGAGGGACCCCUGGGACUAGCUGGAGCCACCGAGCCCUGCUGGAGUUCUUCAGGGCCACCACGGACUUCAUUGCGGCAGAGGAGAGGGCUAAGCUGGCUGCCAGACGGAGGGGCCUGGGGGGUAGCAGCCAGGGCAAAGCCUUCAGACAUCGUAGUGUUAGUACCUGUAAGAGGCUGCCCGCAUGCUCACAUAAUAUACACGCUAUCUACAACUGGCAGAGGUCUUAUACACGAUGAGCUGGGGUGAUAAUGUUGAAUAUUAUGGAUGAUAAGGGAUUGUAUCUGCAGCACAAGAGAGCUUUGCAUUUAAAGGCUGAAUACUAAUCUGUGUGCAGCAGCCACCUGGGUAAUUGAUGGAACAUGGUUUCAUCGACACACACACACUCAGAAUUUGAGGAUGAACACUCCAGAGCACACUAGGGGUAACCAGAAAAGCCUGUGUGUGUGCAAGUGCGUGUGUGUGUGUGCGUGUGCCUCCACCCGAUGACUGUCCAAAAAUGCCCGUCUGGACAUUGGACUGCCAGUAUUUCUCUGACGAGCCAAUCAGAUUCAAGGGGAAACUAUGUGUAAUGUUAUUGUGAUGUUUUGCUGAACUGGGUGGAACCUGUUGGGUUUGUGGGUUUUCCCACAUGUUGUAAUUCAAAUUCUGACUGAGGUUUGUUGACUGUAGCUGGAAUCUGCGACUUUGAAUUGGCACUGUUAGUGACGUGAUGAUUUUCCUGUAGUUUUCUAAACAAUGUUAAAGUUGUGUUAAAUGAUGUGAAUGAUUGGUAAGGAACGAUGUAUUAAAAUAAACAAGUGAACAUGUAUCAUGCAAGAAUUUCAUUUAGGUCACAUACUGUUAUCUUUUGUCCAGACAUAAUUACAGUAAAAUUGUGUAACAUUGUAUGAAUUAAAUAGUCUUCAUUUACUGUU
Molecule: messenger RNA, 3626 nt
Organism: Coregonus clupeaformis (lake whitefish)
Lineage: Eukaryota; Metazoa; Chordata; Actinopteri; Salmoniformes; Salmonidae
Gene: abhd15a
Product: abhydrolase domain containing 15a
Exons: 3
Coding region: 1419-2948 (509 amino acids)
Molecular function (GO): monoacylglycerol lipase activity; short-chain carboxylesterase activity
Source: RefSeq, a predicted model, not a curated record